AUGGCCGACAAAUUGCGUACUUUGCAACAACUCGAAUCUUUGCAGGCAAAAUAUGUCGGAACGGGGCAUGCCGACACCUCGCGUUAUGAAUGGAGCAACAACAUUGUUCGCGACUCCUAUGCCAGUUACGUUGGGCACCCUCCUCUUCUGGCAUACAUGGCUCUAGGCAUGGGCGAGAUGGUCCACCUCCAGCGAAAGACGAAGACUGAGGCUGAGACCUGGGACAAUUUCAUCACCAAUACAUUUCAACGACGACGACAAUUCACAUAA
Molecule: messenger RNA, 270 nt
Organism: Exophiala mesophila
Lineage: Eukaryota; Fungi; Ascomycota; Eurotiomycetes; Chaetothyriales; Herpotrichiellaceae
Exons: 2
Coding region: 1-270 (89 amino acids)
Biological process (GO): mRNA splicing, via spliceosome
Cellular component (GO): precatalytic spliceosome; U2 snRNP
Source: RefSeq, a predicted model, not a curated record